AUGGAGCUUAGGAAGGUACUUGAGGUUGAUAUGACGCCGCGGUCCUACGGCACUGUUUUGGUGGUUGGAGGCUGCGGUUUCUUGGGCUCGCGACUCGUGGACCAGCUGCUCAACUUCCCCUCGGAAGAAGCAGACACAGAGAGCAUUGCAGCAUCGCCCCAGCAGCGUCAAGCAACCAACGGGGCCAGGGACAACGGUGCUUCGAAGAAACCAGCCUCCUCCACUGACAUCCCGACCCCCAAUCCCGAGAAAUACGACCUCCACAACCUCCUCCCCUCUUCCUUCCCAUCCCUCCGCAGCCGCUACCCUCCCGUCGAUCAGGCCUCCACAUCUGUGCAUGUCCUGGACUUGAGAUGUACUCAACACCUCUUCGACGGUGCGACGUACUACUCGGCCGACAUUACCGACCCGAAUUCGCUCCUCGAAGUGUUCCGGAAAGUGAAACCCAACGUGGUCAUUAACACCGCCUCUCCGUCGUGGGAAGCCCCUCCGGCCAUCCUUAGAAAAGUGAACAUUGACGGGACACGGACACUACUGGAGGUUGCGGGCGGAAAGAAACACGGCGAUUGGGGCGGGUGUGUCGGGGCUUUCGUGCACGUCUCCAGCGCGAGUGUGGUGCACGACGGUGAAUCUGACUUGAUCAAUGCGGACGAACGAUACCCCUACGUGUGUCCAAAUCCCAAGGAAUACUACUCCGAGACCAAAGUCCUCGCGGAGAAGAUUGUGCUCGAGGCCAACGCCAACCCGGACUACAGUGUCGGCGGCAAGAUGUUGACCUGCGCAGUCCGUCCUGCAGGCAUCGUGGGUGAAGGUGACCGUGGGGGGUUCUCGGGGGCGAUUCUCAGGACGGCAGCAGUGGCUCCGAGUUGGCAACUCCAUAUCCAACUGGGAGACAAUGCCAAUCUGUUCGACAACACCUAUGUCUACAACGUGUGCUUCGGGCUGCUCUCCGCCGCGCAGGUCCUCCUCGAUGGUGGGUUGCGGAAGGGUGCACCGGCCAGUGACAAAGUCGAUGGCGAAGCAUUCAACGUCACGAACAACCAGCCCGCAUUCUUCUGGGACUCGUCGCGCUACCUCUUUUCGCGGUACGGCCGGACGAUUGACCCGAAUCGCAUUACGGCCCUCCCGACUUCCUUCGCCACUUUUGUCGGCGGUGCGGCGGAGCUGUUCAACCACUUCACGGGCAGAAAGGGCAAGCUCAAUCGCCAGACGGUCAAGUACGCCACCAUCUCGAGGUAUUACUCGUGCGAGAAGCUCAUGAAGAGGACUGGCUACGUGCCGGUGGUGGGCCUCGACGAGGGGUUUGCGAGGAGUGUGCACUGGUUCAAGCGAGAUGAAGAGCAGCAAUUGAGGGACAAAGGCGAGUGGAAGAAAGAACGGUAG
Messenger RNA from Fonsecaea erecta, 1383 nucleotides. RefSeq lists its product as hypothetical. NCBI's taxonomy places the organism in Eukaryota, Fungi, Ascomycota, Eurotiomycetes, Chaetothyriales, Herpotrichiellaceae. The record is from RefSeq and is a predicted model, not a curated record. The transcript has a single exon. Gene Ontology annotation, biological process: steroid biosynthetic process. The coding region runs from base 1 to 1383 and encodes 460 amino acids. Gene Ontology annotation, molecular function: 3-beta-hydroxy-Delta5-steroid dehydrogenase (NAD+) activity.